CUACAGCAAAGCAGAGAGAACGAACUCCCUCGAACAGCAUCUAUCUAUCUACUAUAUCUUUGAUACUUCUUUUCCCGUUUUUACAGGGUUAAGAUCUAUCCUCUCUAUCCCUUCAACCAUCAUGUCGAACGAAAUGGACGUCGACCAACCCGUCGCACAGGACGGUGGCGCCCCCACACAAUCAGGAAAUGGAGCAUUCGAACCGAGAACAAAAGCUGGAGCUGUCGCAGUACGGAGUAUCGAGGGGUGGAUUGUGUUAGCCACCAAUAUCCACGAGGAGGCGUCUGAGGAGGACGUGACGGAUCUCUUUGCGGAGUACGGUGAGGUUCGGAACUUCAGCUUGAACCUUGAUCGGAGGACUGGUUAUGUUAAGGGCUACGCAUUAAUCGAAUACUCUACCCUCCCCGAAGCAAGCGAGGCCAUUAAAAAUCUAGACGGAGCAAAAUUGCUUGAUCAGACUAUUCAUGUUGACUAUGCUUUUGUUCGGCCUCCGCCUUCGAAUAAGCCAAAGGGUGGUGCAGGCAGGGGUGCGCGCGGUGGACGAGCCCGGAGCAAGAGUCGUGAGAGAAGUCGCAGUCCUGGGGCUGAUAAUGGGAGGGACUGAAAAUGAACCGGCAAAAGAAUAGAGACCAUACAUUUCAUUUAUCCCGGUCCCUGCUUUCAUCCUUUGAUACCCAGCUUUUUUUCUAUCGAGCCUCGUUCUCUCGGCUCUUAUUGCACGCAGACCAGGCUCGUUCUGGGAUGCGUACAAAAAGCAUGCUUUGUCUGCUGCCGACAAUUGCCUACUUUCCUUGCGUGCGCGCUUCUAAAAUGGACAGGUCCUUUUGGAUUUGCAGCUGAUCGCUCCUACAGGAAGGGGUAACUUGUCGGCGUCGUGAUAUUUCCAUGAACUGAGCUUAUUACUGUUACAUUUAUCUUGCUAGUAGAGGAAGAUAUAAGAAGGAUUUUGAUAUCAUCUUGAUGAAGUGCAUAGUGUACCCUGCGCUAGGCUAGACUAGAGGCUGUGAAGUCUUCCUUGGAUUUAUAUGAAUAUUCUUUUUUUUUUCUUUUCUUUUCCUGAAAAGUAUAAACCACUGUUUUCAAUGUGUAUGUGCAAUAUAGAUUGUCGUUGAGCUGAUGUUCUCCUGUAACCUCCCACGAUCAUUCACGACAAGGUAUAACCUUGUGGGUAUCACAGAUGCAGAUGCACGUCUGGAAGUAGAUGGCAGAGCUCUAUUCAUCCCAUGAUACCAAGCAGCUGACUCUC
Monascus purpureus is the source of this 1246-nucleotide messenger RNA. The record is from the annotation of a GenBank genome assembly. Lineage: Eukaryota; Fungi; Ascomycota; Eurotiomycetes; Eurotiales; Aspergillaceae.